AUGGCGACGACGACUCCACGUGCAGACUUCGAAAAAGUGUUUCCAUCCUUGGUGGAGGACCUGUUAGGUGAAGCCCGGAAGUACAAACUUCCCGACAAUGCACUACAAUGGUUCGAAAGAUCCCUCAACGCCAACACCCCUGGCGGAAAAUUGAACAGAGGCAUGUCGGUUCCCGAUACUGGCUCGCAACUUCUCGAACGACCCCUGUCACCCGACGAAUUCAAAGACCUUGCGACCCUCGGUUGGCUCACAGAACUCCUGCAAGCCUUCUUCCUAGUGAGCGACGACAUCAUGGAUGCCAGCAUCACACGUCGAGGGGAGCCAUGUUGGUAUCGACAAGAAGGAGUAGGGAUGAUUGCGAUCAAUGAUGCUUUUAUGCUGGAGUCUGGAAUAUACCUCACCCUGAAGAAACAUUUUCGAUCGCAUCCUGCCUAUCUCGACCUAAUCGAGCUGUUCCACGAGGUGACGUGGCAGACGGAGCUGGGACAGCUGUGUGAUCUGAUCACGGCUCCCGAAGAUCAUGUCGACCUGAACAGUUUUAGCAUGGACAAGUAUACCUUCAUUGUGAUAUACAAAACGGCGUACUACUCGUUCUACUUACCGGUCGCCUUGGCCCUUCACUACCUUCGACUUGCGACACCACAAAACUUGAAGCAAGCACAUGACAUCCUCAUUCCGCUGGGAGAGUACUUCCAGAUCCAAGACGACUAUCUGGACGCCUUUGGAGACCCUUCGGUCAUUGGCAAAAUCGGAACGGACAUCAAGGACAACAAGUGUGGCUGGCUGAUCAACCAAGCCUUGCAGAUAUGCACGCCGGAGCAAAGAAAGGUGCUCGACGAGAACUAUGGGCAGAAAGACGACGCAAAAGAGGCCAAAGUCAAGGAGUUGUAUGACGAAUUGCAGCUGGAAAAGAGAUACCGGGCAUACGAAGAGAAGCGCGUGGGGGAAAUCAGACAGCUGAUUGCGGCCGUCGACGAGAGUACCGGCUUGAAGAAGGGCGUGUUCGAGGUGUUUCUGGCCAAGAUCUACAAGAGGAGCAAGUAG
Messenger RNA from Capronia epimyces CBS 606.96, 1044 nucleotides. Its product is annotated as farnesyl pyrophosphate synthase. The transcript has 2 exons. Gene Ontology annotation, molecular function: dimethylallyltranstransferase activity; (2E,6E)-farnesyl diphosphate synthase activity. The record is from RefSeq and is a predicted model, not a curated record. NCBI's taxonomy places the organism in Eukaryota, Fungi, Ascomycota, Eurotiomycetes, Chaetothyriales, Herpotrichiellaceae. Gene Ontology annotation, cellular component: cytoplasm. The coding region runs from base 1 to 1044 and encodes 347 amino acids. Gene Ontology annotation, biological process: trans, trans-farnesyl diphosphate biosynthetic process.